This is a messenger RNA of Didymodactylos carnosus, 1359 nucleotides long. NCBI's taxonomy places the organism in Eukaryota, Metazoa, Rotifera, Eurotatoria, Philodinida, Philodinidae. The record is from the annotation of a GenBank genome assembly.
UUUUUCGCGAAUUUGAACGAUCUGAGAAUACAGUUUUACUCAGAAUUCGACGCUGAUUCCGAAUAUGUAUGACUCAUUGCGUAAUUUUUUGGGCACGAAACCUUACAUUCUGCCACUUGUCCUUUUAUAUUGUUUUAUUUUAUUUAUACAAGUUAUUUCAUUCCAUGGUGAGUAUCUGUAUAUUACGUUACACUUCGCAGGCUAUAUUCCCUAUUCGAAGAAUCACUAAAAAAUCGUAAUUAAUCGGCGAUUUUUUAUUGAAAGUCGCGAGUAAUCAUCCAAACUGAACCGAUGCCAAGCACAUGAAGGCCAUAAGCUUUUUUUUAUCGCGCAGCCUUAUUGUAGACUUGAUCCAGUGGUAAUCUUCGUAAUAUUUGAAUAUUUUAGCGUGCAGCUCCAAAAGAAGCUAUAAAACUUAUUAUCAUGGUAUUCAAUAAUGAUUCAAUAAAAGUUAGCCACGAUCUUUCUAAUGAUAUUGGACGUUUAUUAUCGUUGGAUCAACAACUGGAAUGUGGUAUAAAAUCGUGCAAUGUUAUUGAAUUAUCGCACUUAUUUUAUGAAUAUUAUGACAACGCAGAAGGAAAUCGAAAUAAAGACAAGAUAGCUGGUUUACGGUGGAUGAUGAAUCAGUGUUUUCACCUCGACAUGGACAAGACAUGGUCCGUAUGUGACUGGGCACAAUUUCCGUUAUCCACUGCUAAAUUAUCGUAUGCGUGCAAUGAUGUAACAUCGAUGAUGAAAAUAUAUCGUUUUUUAAAUCGGCAUUAUAUGAAUGAUAACAAUGGUUCAUCAUAUGAAGAAACAAUUACCGUAUCAAAUAAUACAUCAAAGUUUUCUUUCGUAGAAUGUGUCAUGCAGGCUAGACCUCAUGAAGAUAAAAUUAAUUUAAGAAGAAAUCACGAACAAGAAGAUCAUCUGAGGGUGAAAAGGGCUAAACAAGAAGAACCAAAAAUUAUUCGAAAAAGAUUUAUGGCACAACGACCACAUGUUGUUAAUGGUAAUAUUAUUAAAUGUAAACGGAUCUUGCCGCAAGAACAAUUUGAAAAAAACGUCCAACGUUAUCGGUUAUCGAACACUUUGUUAAUCCAAUUUUACGUUCAAGAUCCGUAUUUAGCGAAUCGUUUCCAAGAACAAAUUACAAUGAUCACCGGUGAAAUCUCCAAAUUAUGCCGCACAUAUGGUGAAUUACAAUACGAUUUAGAUGCCUAUAAUAAUGGCCAAAUAUUUUUAUUUUAUGGUGUUUUUGUUGAUUACGAUUCAGUUGAUAAAAUGAUAUUGGAUAAUUAUUACGAAAAGAUGACAUUAUAUGAUAUUCCACUAGAAAUAUCCAAGGUUUAUAAUUCUAUACCUGAUUCCUAG